Monosiga brevicollis MX1 is the source of this 1629-nucleotide messenger RNA. RefSeq lists its product as uncharacterized. The transcript is spliced from 13 exons. The coding region runs from base 1 to 1629 and encodes 542 amino acids. Lineage: Eukaryota; Choanoflagellata; Craspedida; Salpingoecidae. The record is from RefSeq and is a predicted model, not a curated record.
AUGCCCCCCCUCCCCAAGUGGUGCGUCGUGAAGCGACUGGAGGAGCGACAAAGGCAAAAGGGCCAAUCAGGGAGGAAAACAAAACCGCAAAGAUGGGGUUGGUUGGGGCAGGGCGUGUGCGUCAAGUCGAGCAAGACUGAUGCUGUGGCGACACAGGGAAGCGAGGAAGCUGAGAGAUUGAAUUGGGGACGGUUGCAGGCAGCAGCACGCACGCAUGAGCAUCUUGCACGCUGGCUCGUCGACACGCGACCUCUCACGACGGUGAAAGCGGUCGUUGAUCCCCCAACUCGUGCGCCGCGCCGUAACUUCCAUGCAUGCACGCUUAUUCUGAAAGAAACGGGUAUUGUUUUACAAUCUCAGAAUCGCUCUCUCUCUCUCUUAGAAUCUCUCUCUCAGAAUCUCAAUCUCUCUCUCUUCGAAUCUCUCUCUCUCUCUCUCUCUCUCUCUCUCUCUCUCUCUCUCUCUCUCUCUCUCUCUCUCUCUCUCUCUCUCUCUCUCUCUCUCUCUCUCUCUCUCUCUCUCUCUCCUUGUGCCGUGAUCGUUCUGCCUGCUGCGGUUGGAGGCAGUGACGAAGCCCCAGACGAUGCCACCUGUAAAGAUGGCGCCACCCUCUACCGCGAUGACACCGAGGAGAUUGUUGGCUGCUACAAAUACUUUUCCGACUCGCUGACCUGGACCCAAGCCCAGGAAAAAUGCCAGGCCGUCGACUUUGCCCAAGCUUGGCUGACCGGCAACGUUGAGGAUACCGACUACUCUUCCUAUACCAAUCACGUUAUUCUUGACGGCUAUGCCAACAGCAUUUACUGGCGCUACAGAUCCGCAGUCGUGGAAACCUACCCUUUUGUCUGCCGCAAAGAUGCUUGUUCGCCUGGAGAAGACAUUCUCGACGGCAUCUGCUCCCCCAAUGCCGACUCGGUCAACAAAAAGACUGCUUCUCUGGGCUGGAUUGCUGGCGCCGUCAUUGGCGGCCUCAUUGUCAUCUUUGUCCUUGUCAUGCUCUUCCUCCGAUUCUACCACAACGAUAUUUACUGCCGCGUCAAGGACGCGCUCUUGUGCCGCGGUGCGCGCGAACGAGCCCAUUCGCAGCAAAUGGACAUUUUGCGCCAGGAAAACCAGCAGCUCAAGCGCCGCCUGACUCGGCUCUCCAGCCAGCUUCCGCCCGACGACGUGGCCAAGAUGAUGGCCAGCAUGGAUACAGAAGAGGCUGAUUUGGAGGCCAACAAUGCCAACAGUAGCCGGCGCGACAGUCGAAAAGAGAGCUCGGAUGCCAUCAAUGCCAUGUACGCCCCACAGGGACCACGCAACAACUUGCGCUCCGCCUCCAAGCGUCAGGAUGCGCAAACCAAUGCCAAUGCGACUGAAACGGCUGGCCCACUUCGCAUUCGACCAAAUAACCGGGUUGCCCCCAUGCCUCAGCGAGCCCCUAUGUCUGUGAAGCGUACUCUGCCCGUCAUUCGCGGCCCGGCCCCAGCGAUUGAGAAGCCCGCGGACGAGGACAAGGAAGACGCGCGCGACGCUGACACCGCUUCCACCACAACUUCCAACCCACCAAACGACGCCGACGAUGACAAUGAUAAGCCUGACACCACCCCCAACACAACCUCGGCCCUCUCCAGCUCCACUGCCUAG